CGUUUGGCUUUUUUGUACACGACGCAAAUAGUUUUAAAAUUUGUAAUCAACCAAUUAAAAAAGUGGAAGUUGAGAAAGUUCAAGAAAAAGGGAACGACAAAAGUCCGAAGAAGUUUUUGAUUUAUUCCGAAAAAUGGCAGAAAAGAAAGGUUACCCCGGAUAUCCAGGUUAUCCUCCUCAACCCGGAGCAUCGAGUCAUAAUGUAACAGUUCAACACACCACCGUUCACCAAAAACCAGCACCAGGUUUUUUUGGUAGUUUAAAAUCUGAGAUGAAUAAAGUAGGUAAACAGUUCAAUAAGGAGAUAGAUUAUUGUUCUAAUAAACUGAAUCAGGUUGUUGAUACACAUGCUGCUGGAGCCAUGUUGGAACUGUUUAAAACUGGUAAUGUUGUACAGUUAGUAUCUCGAGCUAGUGGAAGAUGUUUAGAGAUUAUAGCUUUACAGAAUGGUCAAUUAGCUGUUGAUGGUCAUGGUCCCAGUGAUCCCCAAGCUUUCCAUACUCAUUGGACCGUUACUAACGAAGGAUCAAAUCAAGUCCGUCUCCAUAACAACCAUAAUUAUCUUACCAUACAUAAUGGAGCUACUUGUUUGAUUAACAUGCCACCAGGAAGUAACCAUGGAAUAGAAACCAAGUUCCAGCUAUCACAGUCUGGUCAGUUUAUUCUGCUGGAAUCAUUAAAAGAAAGACAGCGUCAUAUUGGUGUUUUACCUGAUGGGCAACUGAAACCUGCUAUAGCGUGUGGUCGGGAAGACCACGCCCAGUUUGGUGUACAUGUCAUUUACACACCUUACCCGACGUCGAACGUUACCGUGGUGAAUAAAUAAAUAAACACUCAGCUUUCUGACAACAAAAACUCAAAAAAAUAUUUAGUCCAACUAUUGGGUUUCUUGUUCUUUUCAUAUUACUAAAGGUCUUUAACACAUAUACCUAUAGGCCUAUAACAAAUAUUACUAUAGGCCUAUAACACAUAUACCUAUAGGCCUAUAACAAAUAUUACUAAAGGCCUAUAACAAAUAUCACUAUAGGCCUAUAACAACUAUUACUAUAGGUCUAUAACACAUAUUACUAAGCUAUAGGCCUAUAACACAUAUUACUAUAGGCCUAUAACACAUAUUACUAAGCUAUAGGCCUAUAACACUCAGAAAUAUGAGUAAAUGCUGCUUAGUUUUUUCCAUUCCUCACAGUAUUUAUUGUUUUGUUAACGACAUUUAUUAUUCAAGUUUCAACAAUAGAAUAUGAUAGUUGAUUUUAAUAUAAUUUUCUAUUCUUAGAUAUUAUUGUUUACGAUCUGAGUUAUUACAUAUAUAAGAAUUUAAAUUAAUACAAUAUCAUAGUUGAUUUUAAUCAAUUUUAUGUUGCACCUAGAUUUUCCAUAUUCUAGAGAUUUGAUUAUGGCUUGUCGUAAAUGGCUAUAUAAUAAAUUAUAUAGUCAAAAGAAAUACCUGCAAUAGGCAGAUUUUGCUUUCAUAAUGCAUGUUUAAAUAACUUGGAUUGUUCCUGAGCCAGUAUAUGUUGGUCAAAUAUUGAUUAAUCAUUAACAUUCUUAGUUUGGUAUAUUUAUAUAUUGUUAUACAAAUAUAUUUUAAUAUUUAAAUCUAUAAUCUAUUUAUAUGUAUUCAUGAUAGAAAUAAAUGAAUUAAAUGUACAGUAAUAUUAGGGGGUGUAUAAUAUAACAUAUUGAGGUUAAAGGUCAUGUAUAUGUAGGUUAUAUUUUAAUAAUUUACCAUUAUUUCCCCGUGGUGUAUAUGUAGUUCAUAUUUUAAUUAUUUACCUGUACUUCCCGUGGUGUAUAUGUAGUUCAUAUUUUAAUUAUUUACCUGUACUUCCUGUGGUGUAUUUGACAUAAUAACCACCAUUGAUUGAUGAAAGACGAAGAAACCCUUGCUGAAACCCUUCUAAACAAUAUAUGUCAUAUAUUAUGUGUUAUAUAUUAUGUUUUUAUGCUAAUAUUAUAGACCUAUAUAUAAUAAACUAUUAUAAAUAUAUAAACCAUAUAACCUCACUGCUAUUGUAGUAUUUACAUGCUAUAAAACGUCUGUAUUUUAGUCAUAUUUAUGCUGUUUGUUUCUACUGUUGUUAUUUUAAUCAAAUUAACUGAUUUUUAACUUUUCUAUUUUCGCUCUGUUGUUUAAUUUGACUCAGUUUGUUAUCUAUUUUGACUCAGUUUGUUAAAUAUUUUGACUCAGUCUAUUAUAUUAACUAUUUUGACUCAACCUGUUAUAUUAUAAUUUUGACUCAGCCUGUUCUGAUUAAUUUAGUCAUAGUAUAUUUUAUUGAGUUCUAAUUAAUUUAGUUAUAGUUUAUUUUAUUGAUAUGUUCUAAUUAAUUUAGUCAUAGUAUAUUUUAUUGAUAUGUUAUUUUUUUCUUUUUUUUUUUUAAGUCUGAAAUGUUUGUUUUUUGUUCUCUGAUUAUUAAUAUAUCUUUGAUUACUAUCUUGUAAGUUUUCUUUCUCUGUUUAUUAGUUGUAAUUUCAAUAAUUUUGAUUGUAAUCUAUAAAUCUGGCUUUAGCCCUGUUAAAAUGUUAGCGGUUUUUGCAUCAAGUUCAAAAACUAUAUUUGUUUGUCAAGUGCUUAAAUAAUGUUAAAUAAUGUUAAAUAGCUAAAGCUGUGAUACUAAAAUAUUAUUUCUUUUUAAAUAUAGAAUUAAUUGAGCUCAGUGGCCUAUUUUAUGGGAAGGGGAACCUUUUUUCCAUGACUAACCCCCAUCACAUUUAUCCAUUCAGGUCACUCUCCCGAAACCUGAAAAAGAGGAACUUUUAAUUUACAGGACACACUCUUAGUUUUGCCAAAGCAGUAACCAACACAAAUCCUCUUAAAUAUAAAUUUGGUUAACUUCCUAAUUUUGGGAGCCAUGUUCUUACCACUUUCGAUAAGUUGCUAUGGAUACACCACUGAUCUGUAAGUUGCUAUGGAUACACCACUGAUCUGUAAGUUACUAUGGAUUCACCACUGAUCUGUAGGUUGCUAUGGAUACACCACUGUGAUCUUGUUAUAUAGCACCAUCUAGAUACACAUCUCUUUAUUUGAAAUAGUAAAUUACACCAUAUCUCUUCUGUAGCCUGUAAAUCUGUCCAAAUAAACACAAAUAUAACAAUUA
This is a messenger RNA of Patella vulgata (common limpet), 3098 nucleotides long. RefSeq lists its product as uncharacterized. The transcript is spliced from 8 exons. The record is from RefSeq and is a predicted model, not a curated record. Bases 134 to 826 code for a protein of 230 amino acids. NCBI's taxonomy places the organism in Eukaryota, Metazoa, Mollusca, Gastropoda, Patellidae.